UUCCUGGUUACCUCAGUGUUUUAACUUACAAUUUCUUCUUUCACCUCCAAAAGCAACAAGAUGUUGCACACAGCUUACAGCUCGUGUUCAUGGCUCUGGAAUGCUAGCAACCAGAAAGAUGGACUGUUUCGAGCUGCUUUCUCAUUUCUGAUUGCCAUAUUAGCAAUUUCACUCUGGCACCUUAGGAAGUCGAGGAAGUCAAUCGCUCCAUUGCCGCCUGGCCCACGUGGCUUGCCAUUGGUGGGAUAUCUUCCAUUUCUUGGAACUGAUAAUCUUCACCUGGUCUUUACAGAACUGGCUGGUGUCUAUGGUCCUAUCUACAGACUUUGGCUUGGAAACAAACUAUGCGUGGUGAUUAGCUCACCCUCGCUAGCAAAAGAAGUGGUUCGUGAUAACGACAUAACAUUUUCUGAGCGGGAUCCUCCCAUUGCUGCACAGAUUUGUACCUUUGGCUGCAAUGAUAUUGUAUUUGACUCCUACAGUACUCCCGACUGGAGAAUGAAGCGGAAAGUUCUUGUGCGCGAAAUGCUUAGCAAUAGUAGCAUCAAAGCUUGCCAUGGUCUACGGAGAGAACAAGUGAUGAAAACCAUUACAAAUGUGUAUAAAAAUGCUGGCAAGCCAAUUGAUUUUGGUGAAUUAUCAUUUUUAACAUCAAUCGAUGCGGUCAUGAGCAUGUUGUGGGGAGGCAAACAGGGAGGAGAUCAGAAAGGGAAUAGCAUUUGGACCGACUUUCGAGAGCUUAUAACACAAUUAAUGGUGAUAUUGGGAAAACCGAACGUUUCUGAUAUCUUCCCCGUGCUUGCGUGGUUUGACAUACAAGGAAUUGAGAGGGAAAUGAAGAAAAUCUCUCAAUCGUUUGAUCAACUUUUCGACUCUAUGAUUGAAGCAAGAAUGAGCGUUGCCACCAAAAUGGAAAAAGAUGAUGGAAAGACUGAACAAAAAGACUUCUUGCAGCUUCUUUUGGAACUCAAGGAGAAGGACGAUGCCUCAUCAUCAAUUACAAUGAAUCAACUCAAGGCCCUGUUGAUGGACGUUGUGGUGGGUGGAACCGAUACCACAUCAACAAUGAUGGAGUGGACAAUGGCAGAGCUAAUGCAACAUCCAGAAAUAAUGGAGAAAGUGAAGAAAGAAAUAGCUGAUGUUGUUGGUCCAAACAGCACCGUCGAAGAAGUUCACAUGCCUAAUUUGCGCUACCUAGAUGCUGUCCUGAAGGAGACCUUCCGGUUGCACCCGCCCCUGCCCCUGCUCGUGCCCCGUUGUCCGGGCCAAUCGAGCACUGUGGGUGGAUAUACCAUACCGAAGGGCACCAAGGUCUUCUUAAAUAUCUGGUCCAUUCACAGGGACCCACAUGUUUGGGAUAAUCCUUCAGAAUUCCAACCUGAGAGGUUCUUGAAUGAUCCUGACAAAUUUGAUUACUUAGGAAAUGACUCCCGAUACAUGCCAUUUGGUUCAGGAAGGAGAAUGUGCGCAGGAGUUUCUCUAGGGGAGAAGAUGCUAUAUUCGACCUUGGCCUCAUUGUUGCAUGCGUUUGAAUGGAAAUUGCCCCAGGGUGCCGAGCAAGAUUUGUCCGGAAGAUUUGGAAUUAUUAUGAAGAAAAUGAAGCCUUUGGUUGUUAUUCCAACACCAAGAUUAUCUAAUCUCGAGCACUAUCUAAAGUAACUUUAUAAUUGUAUUUCUCUGCACUAGAUUGCCUCUUAGCAAACUUCAGUCGCCUGAUAGCAUGAUUCAGGAGACAGUGCUAUGUAAUAUUUUGACAAUAACGGCUCAUUAAGUUUGUUGAAUAAUCAAUUAAA
This is a messenger RNA of Theobroma cacao (cacao), 1793 nucleotides long. RefSeq names its product flavonoid 3'-monooxygenase CYP75B137-like. The record is from RefSeq and is a predicted model, not a curated record. NCBI's taxonomy places the organism in Eukaryota, Viridiplantae, Streptophyta, Magnoliopsida, Malvales, Malvaceae. Gene Ontology annotation, molecular function: oxidoreductase activity, acting on paired donors, with incorporation or reduction of molecular oxygen; monooxygenase activity; heme binding.